Molecule: messenger RNA, 2320 nt
Organism: Tachysurus vachellii
Lineage: Eukaryota; Metazoa; Chordata; Actinopteri; Siluriformes; Bagridae
Gene: minar1l
Product: major intrinsically disordered Notch2-binding receptor 1
Exons: 3
Coding region: 1-2208 (735 amino acids)
Biological process (GO): negative regulation of TOR signaling; negative regulation of cell population proliferation
Cellular component (GO): plasma membrane
Source: RefSeq, a predicted model, not a curated record
AUGUCAGACAGCGCAGACGAUGCCCUGGUUCUCCUGGAGAUCCUUGAGGUUCUGGGUGCAUGUCGUGCACGAGUGUCAUACGCAGACGUGUGCGUGUAUCUGAGUGGACGUUAUGAACUUAAUCCGCUGUUGGAGCUGCGGAGUCUGCUGUACUCCACGGCCUGCCGUGAUCCGUGCUUUCCGGCCACGCUAUUCCGUGAACGUCUCCACCCUCCCUGCAGCAACCGUCUCUCCGCGGCCGCUGACGUGGUCUCUCUCUUCAACCUGCUCACACACACACGCCUGCCACCCUCACACACUAAUUCCCUGAGCUCCUGUUUGGCCUGCGUUCAGGAGCGUGCACACUGUGAUUGGCUACAUGCAGGAGGCGGAGUUAUAGCUCCAGGCUGUAAAUAUGAGGACUCCACUGAGGCACUGAUCAGUCUGAACACCGGGGGGUUGCACGUAAACACACUCUCACGUUCGCUCGCUCACACGCACCAGCGGCACACCAUGCAGAGAGCGCACUCCCUAGACGUUCCUUGUGGUUCCACAGGGAAACAAGAGUCAAGCGACAAACUUGAUCGAGAUGGGGAUCCUGCUCAAAACUGUGCUCAGAAGAGGAGCAUCUUUAAGGGGGAAUUCCACAAACUGGUGCCAUUUAUUCCCGCAGACGGCAGCCGUCAGAUUCAGGAAGGAUCCAGAGAGGACAGUGAGGAUGGACAAUUUAUCAGCUGCAACAACCCUUAUUCUGAAUCUGCCCAUGACACCCAGACAGAAGAUGUUCAAACACAGUCGUCUGAAACAGAUACACCCCCCAAUGCACAGACUCCCUACAUCCAGAAGCAUAAAAGUCUAGAUGACCUGCAGAGCUCCACUUACUUUGGGCCUACAGUCAUAGAAAGGACGUACCACCAGACGGCAGCCCUGACUGCCAAGAGCUACAGUCUGGACAUCGACAGCAGUCUUGCAGAACCAUCUGAACACAAUAAACCUGGACUGGAAAGAGCAAAACCGCAGAGACCUCGUUCAGAAAAGUCUGCUUUAGACAAAUCUGGACUUAUAAAACCUGGAUUUUCUAAACCCAGCUUUGAAGGCAGCAGUUUUGACAUCCCUGGGUUUGACCCCUUUAUCGUCCGUUCGGUUAGAGACACGCUGAAGCGGCUGAGCGGGCUAAGUUUAGAUGCCUGGUACGAUUGGUCACCUGAUGCCGAGGGUGUGGUCAGCGUGGCCACUCAGACGGACAUGGGUGAUCGCCGUGCCCUGAGGAGCCUCCUGCUCAGCGAAAAGCUCUCGAUCGAUAACACAGACAUAGCAGAGGAUGACAUCAGUGCCAUCUUCCGCUUCUUGGAUGACAUCAGCAUGUGCGGCUCUAUGGCCGUCCUGCCUGGAGACAGCGGAGGACCUCAGGAAGGGGGCGGAGCAGGAUUGCCAGAGCGACGGGAGCGUUUAGGGAAGCUAAGACGCCUGUUUCACUCUCUGGAGGGGCCAGAAGAAGGUGUGCGAUGGGGUGUGGGACGACUCCUGCAGCGUGUCACCGAGCUCGAGCAGCGUCUGGAGCCCAUCUCUGAGCUCAGAGAGCAGCUGGCACUUGUCCUGUCCACACUGAACCGGCUGGAGCAGAGAGGACAACUGGUGCACUCAAACUCUGAACCUGUGCAGCAGCAGCCUCCACCACAGGCUCAGUCAGAAGGAGGCUUGAGACCCAGCUUGAGUUCUGAGGCGGCUGACGGAGCUGCGGCUAAACGAAGAGGUCUGUUUAUACGUAAUUCCAGGAGCCACGCGGAGAGCAGCAGCUCUGAGCAAAAUCGUGAAUGGAGCGUUAGCUACAGCAAGGAGCAACACCUACAUCCUUCACAUGCCGAGCAGCUUGGUGCAUUCUGUAAGAAAGAGAACCAUCCAAUUCAGGAGAGAAAGAGUUCCAUCAUCAUUCCUGAAGUCCACAAGGUUCCUCUACGCAGCUCCAUGCAGAAGGUUAACCUCCACCCAAUGGACCGGCCAAAAGUUUCCUGGAGUCAGUCAGAGCUCACGCCGCUUGACCUGCAGGCCCCUGAGUCUCUGGACUUCUGGAUGGAUGAGGUUUACACUCCGGUGUCUGACACACUCCUGCGCCGCUCUCAGUCUUUGACACGCUGCAGCCGAACGCAGGGAUACCGUAUUACUGCCAUCAGUGUUACUGCCACCGUCAUCCUCAUCCUCAUCAUCGUCAUCCCUAUAUGCACUGCAUAAAAUCACAUGUAGGCAGGAAUGUCUAAACACACACACACACACACACACACACACACACACAUUAACCUAACACAUUCUGGAUGCUAUUGUGUUUUAUUCACGUUAGUUUUUA